Fundulus heteroclitus (mummichog) is the source of this 2901-nucleotide messenger RNA. RefSeq lists its product as uncharacterized. The record is from RefSeq and is a predicted model, not a curated record. The coding region runs from base 1738 to 2433 and encodes 231 amino acids. The transcript has 4 exons. NCBI's taxonomy places the organism in Eukaryota, Metazoa, Chordata, Actinopteri, Cyprinodontiformes, Fundulidae.
CCGAUAUUAAGAACCAAUGUUUAUUUCCAUCUAGUUGCCCUUUGUGCCUGUGUUUCAUGAGAUUGUUCAUGCUUUGUUUUUGUUUGUUUUUGGAUCAUGUGACAUUGACAGAAAUGCAUCACAGCCAAAAUUGUGGUUUUCUUUAAUGAAACAGAGAUGCAAAGUCAGUCUAGACUAUAUCCCACAUUCACAAAUUCAGUUAGAAUAGUUUUCAGUUGGUACAAAAACUGUGUAAAAGUCGCAGAAACGUAAAUGUCUAUGUACAUUGGUAAAUAUCGGUUAUCAGACAUAACAGCAAUAUUAUCAGAUAUCAAUAUCGGCCUAAAUUUUCAUAUUGGUGCAUCCCUAAUUAAUCAUUAUGUUUUUCAAAUAAUUUUAACAUUUCUGCGGGUUUCCACACAUUUUCAUGUUUAAAUGGAGUUUGUAAUUGCCGAAAACAAAACAUAAUUAUAUUUCAGCAUGUUAUUUUGAGCACAAAUUCAGGAAAACUCUCUAGGCUUUUAAAAAGGACCAUUGUUAUUAUUGAGCAUAUUAAUGGAAAAUUCAUUGGAAGGAAAAGGUUUGGCAGAAAAAAGAUGAAACAGGAAUGAUUGUAGCUUUACGAAGAACCUCAGCUGGGCUAAAGGGGGUAAAAACGAGACCAUUGCUCAGUAAUGGGAAGUCUUGUUUUAAAAAGAAAAUAAACUGAGUUUCUUCGGGAAAAUCAAUGAAACACAAAGUCUGAAUAUUUAGGAAGCCAUAUCAAAUGCUGGUCUUGGUCAACUGUGCUUUAUUAUGUACCAGCUGUAAAUAAUCUAUAAACUAUUGUCUGGGGAAGACGAAAGACAUCACGGCAAGCAAUGUAGAUACGCUGAAAGUUGCUAUAAAAGCAACCUUUGCUCCUUUAACUCCUCAGCAGACCCGUAGGCUGAAUGCAGGAAUGCAACUUUAUUAUUGCUUCUUGCUGUUAUAAGCAAGACGCAAUAAUCAUAAUAAUCUGCAACAACGGUUAAAACAUAUAUUACCCUUACAUUACCCUCAAAUUUUGAAUUGACUCACUGAAAUAAGCUGUGUGAUUACAUUGAAGUUUAUGUGUUUUUCUUAAUCUGCCGUUUAAUCAGUAUCAAAAUGUUGAUAGUUUUUGUUUGGGUGGUCUGUGGGUGCAAUUACGUUGCGACUAGGGGAAAAAGAAAGGGUGGUAUUUACAUGACGAGGAGGAAAGACCUCUAAGGUUGCCUACGCUCUCAACCUCAACGCAUUGUCACCCACUGUAACAACUGAGAGUGGGAUUUCCUUGUAUGUGUUGUUAUGCAUAAUGAGGUGACGACACCUCCCACACACUUUCUAAGUGACACAAGCAGAAGUGUUUGUUUUUUUUGUUUCAACUGUAAAAGUUCCCUAGAUUUUCAAAAGCAUUUUCAAACUUCUCUUAAAUGUCUAAUUUCCAUAACUGUCUUGUUGGUUUAUGAUAACAAACAUAGUUCUGCUUCCUUAAAUAGCAGCUUUCACUUUCAUCAAAGUGGGUUCGAGUGGAGGAUUUGCAGGGAAAUUUCUUAACCGACUAGGGGGGGGGUUUCCAUUACAACGGAGGUGGAGUUACACCGAGGGGUUUGAUCUGUCAGAGAGGGCUUGUUGCCAGAAGCAGUACAAGAAACAAUCCCACUGUGCUGAAAGGGGCUUGUACAGUUGAGUAGGUACAUCAGCAGCCUCUGAAACGGUAGAUCUUCACUCCUGAAUCCACUCUGCCGUCAAACAAGAAUGAAGUUUGUUGAACUGGGAGACGCCGUAAGCCGCUUCAGGUUUGCCCAGUCCUGUUUGGGACUAGCAGGUUGCCUGUGUGUGUGCUACUCUGUCUGUACGCCCUACUGGCUGAACAGCAAAGGACUGUGGACAACGUGGAACAACAGCAGCAGUGACCAGGACAGUUAUAAACAUGAUGUUACCUUUAAUGCAUUAGAAGCAGAGAGAGUGUUUGGAGUCAUUUCAUUCCUGCUAGCUGUGAGCACUGCAGCUCUCUGUCUGGUCUUCGCCCUCUGCUGGACAUCUGAGACGGUGCGCUCCUACUCCAACACCCGCUCUCUCCUCAUGGUAGGGCAGGCUCUCUACCCCACCACCUUGCUGCUUUUCACCAUGGCCUCCACAGGUUUCUUCUUCCUCCUGACCUGGUCUUUCUUCACCUCUCAGCACCGGGAGGAAAUCCGUCAAGACUUCUCCAGCCUCGGCUCUUCCUACUGGCUGGGGGCUUUAGGUUGGAUCCUUCUGCUAGUGGUGGAGGCAGUAGUCUUUAUCGCAGAGCAAGCUGCUGUUCCGGACAUCAUUCCGGACUUAGAGAAGGCUGUGGAGUCAUGGCGGAUUUCUCCUCAACUUGAGGCUGCUAAAAGGACUUUGAGUGAGGGUUAUAAACCAGUUGGCUCCAAAAGCAACGAUCCCAAGAGGUACACGUCAGAGCCAUGAAUGGACUUCAUAAAUAGAAAUGUGAUAUCAAUUUUGGUGGAAAACUCUGAACCCUGUAAAACAGCUAGAUUGAGACCUGUCACCUGCAGGCUAUAUUCAGUAUGGACUGAAAUAAAAUCCAAUACACUAAUUAAAUACAGUUCGAACUGACAGAAACGUCACACCACAUGUUAGACUGCAAGAUUGUGAAGAUCUGACGUACUGCCUGGAGCAGAUCCAGAUAUGUGUGGGCUUCCAGUCGAAAAAAAGAAAGUAAAAUGUAAUCAAAACACUGUCUUAAAACUUCAGUCUGUGCUGCUGGCUGAAGCUAUCCGUCUCUGCUACAAUGUACUUGAACAUUAGAAUAACGCAGUGUUGUUCAAAGGUGUGACACUUUAUUUUAAAUAAGCACUUUUAAUCUCAUGCAAAACAUGAUGAGUUUUUGUUAUUGUAAGCCAAACAAGCUUUUUAAAAAAAAAAAAAAAAUGG